UCUAUCCGCAGUGACAGUGAAUCGUUGGAUCGACGCCUUUGGGCCGUAGUGUGGGCCACUUAGAGGGGCCAUGGCCCUCAUUACUCUGCACCUGCCCGUCGUCUUUAUCACCCUUGUGCUGCUCGCCAAUCGAGGUUUAUGCGAGUUGAGUGAGCCACCGGAGCAGCUGGACAACAUCACGGAUAUUUUAAAGACCAUUCUGGACGGCUAUGAUAUCCGGUUGAGGCCAAAUUUUGGAGGUAACCCGCUGUUCAUUGGCAUGGACAUCAACAUUGCAAGCUUCGACAGUAUAUCUGAAGUAAACAUGGACUACACCAUAACCUUGUACCUGAAUCAGUACUGGCGGGACGAGCGACUCACCUUCAGCAAGGAAAAGUACGAGCUCACGCUGUCCGGCGACUUCGCAGAAAAGAUUUGGGUUCCUGACACCUUCUUCGCCAACGAUAAGAACUCCUUCUUACACGACGUCACGGAGAAAAACAAGAUGGUGCGUCUUCAAUCGGACGGACAUAUCACCUACGGCAUGAGAUUCACCACCACACUGGCCUGCAUGAUGGACUUGCACUAUUACCCACUAGAUUCUCAAAACUGCACAGUAGAGAUAGAGAGUUACGGCUACACGGUAUCGGACGUGGUGAUGUUUUGGAAAGAACCUGAACCCGUUGUCGGAGUGGAACAGUCGGAACUCCCGCAGUUUUCCAUAAUGCGGUACGAGACGAAAGACCGAAUAGAAUCGCUCGCCACGGGAACUUAUCAGCGUCUUUCGUUAAGCUUCGAGCUGAAGAGGAACAUUGGCUACUUCAUCUUCCAAACCUAUCUUCCUUCUAUUCUUAUUGUGAUGCUCUCCUGGGUUUCCUUUUGGAUCAACCACGAGGCGACCUCAGCCAGGGUCGCUUUAGGCAUCACAACGGUGCUGACGAUGACGACUAUCAGUACGGGAGUCCGAUCUUCACUUCCACGCAUAUCGUACGUGAAAGCUAUCGACAUCUACUUGGUGAUGUGCUUCGUGUUCGUGUUCGCCGCCCUCUUGGAGUACGCUGCCGUCAACUACACCUACUGGGGAGCCAGGGCCAAAAAGAAAACGAAGAAGUCAAAGGAGACGAAGGUUCCUCCUCCGCCUCCGGCACAGAGCGAACAGCUAUACGCUAACAACGAGGAGAUAAUCGAGCUGCACGACGUGCGCCUGUCGCCUCUUCCCUGCCUGCGGAACCGACACCGACCCAUGUCAAACCCGGGCAGCGACAGCGACGUCAAGUUUCCUCCGUCGUUCCGCAUGACCGGUCGGUAUCCCUACAAUCCCCGCGGCCACCCAUCCGGUGGCUACCGCGGAGGUCGUGCCCGGGGCUCCGAGUACGCCACACGGAGGCCUAAGGUGUUCCAGUCCCUGAAGCGCGGUGCCAGUGCCCUCCGGGCCUCCAUGCCAAGAAUCAAGGAUGUGAACAAGAUCGACAAGUAUUCCCGGGUCAUUUUCCCCAUUUCUUACCUCAUAUUUAACGCCAUUUAUUGGUGUUUCUAUCUCGUCUGAAACGACUCAUCGUCAAAGUCGACUCUACUAACUAUGCUUGAUCCAAUUGAGCAACGACUCUUCUGGAAGAGCGCCGUUGUGCCGCGGGAACUCUUUUCUAGUGAGGAGGAUUGUUCGCGGGCCAAUGACACUGUCGUCGUGGUGAGACCACAGCUGGUGCAUCGCGAGGAGGAACGCGUAACGCCAUAAUAAUUGUUAUGGUCAAAGGUAACCGAAGCCUUCGGGUUCCGGUCCCCUUGCGAGUGCAGGAGGAACGGGAGGAUCUGUGUGCUUAUAAUGCUAUAUAAGAGCGAGAAGGACCUGUGUAGUUCAUCGAAAUUCUGAAAUUGGGGAUGCAGUUUGAUAAUCACUGCUCGCAGUUUUCCUAAUCACCGGGACUAGACCUGUACGGUUACAGGACGCCUUUCUCACGAAGACUGUGAAACUUGAGGGUCUAUUCCUAGUCGGACGUUUUCAUUAGUGCCACUCUGAGUUGUUUUCAAGUGUUACAGUAAAUUCCAUCACGAUACCGAUACCUUCCUUCUCUUCCUUGUUCCGAAAUGCGUUUAGAGUGCCCGCGUGCCAUGGGGUAUAAGACUUGUGCCACAUUUCAUUGCGUAAAUGGUGAGAAGGCCGUAGGUGCACCACCACAGAAGAGAGUGUGCAGUGAAAACAGCAGCGUAACACGGCUUACAUUACAAGGCGUUCAGUUUCUUGUGUUGCAUAAGACCUCUGCCACAGGAGCGCUAAUGGACGUCCUGUUCCUGUUCCUACAGUGGUGAUGCAGGACAAUGCUAAAAGAGGAACAAUGCCUGCGUCGUAUAGAAUGAAGAUAUCCUUGUCGACAUCCAUGUCAUCUUGUUGGUGUUCAAAGUGGACCAGAACGAUUCAAUGAAGAGCGUCCUUAGUAUGUGUGUAAGAGUACGAAUGCGCAUACGAUGAGCUUCACCAUAGAAGGCGCAUUACCAGUAGCGCCAAUUUCGUCAUUAUUUUUCUUACAUCAUCAUCAUCAUCGUCGUCGUCGUCAAUCUGAGGUAAAAUCAGGAUGUACGUGUUUAUCACAGGGUUCUUGUGCAUCCAUCCAUGUUCCAUCCAUGCAUCCAUCAUGUUCACGUAUUUGAUCAUUUGAGGUACAUUCGUACAAAUCAUUUCAUAUAGUUACUGUGCUUGCGUUACUAGAUGCCUUCUUGACAGUCCUUAUAACCACGCUUAUCAUAGAAGUAAUAAUUUCUGGUAGCGUGCCUCUCCUCUUUAUGUUGACCACUGUUCAGCCACUUUUUGUCUGACUUUCUCGUGGUGCAGCGAGAAGUGACGUUCCACCACUCAGUGGGAUGAUGGGACACGAAGGAUUGGGGGCCCUUCUCUUGUACAGGACCAUUGUACAUAUGUAGAUUUGCACUGUGUAGCGGUAAUUAAUUCUCGCCUUGUAUAGGCGGCUGUUGAAGGAGUAUUUAUAUUUGGAUGGAAUAAAAGAGUACGGCGGACGUG
Ornithodoros turicata is the source of this 2992-nucleotide messenger RNA. Its product is annotated as gamma-aminobutyric acid receptor subunit beta-like. Bases 71 to 1525 code for a protein of 484 amino acids. NCBI's taxonomy places the organism in Eukaryota, Metazoa, Arthropoda, Arachnida, Ixodida, Argasidae. The transcript is spliced from 9 exons. Gene Ontology annotation, molecular function: GABA-A receptor activity; neurotransmitter receptor activity; chloride channel activity. Gene Ontology annotation, cellular component: plasma membrane; neuron projection; GABA-A receptor complex. Gene Ontology annotation, biological process: chloride transmembrane transport; nervous system process; signal transduction. The record is from RefSeq and is a predicted model, not a curated record.